Cebus imitator (Panamanian white-faced capuchin) is the source of this 1842-nucleotide messenger RNA. RefSeq lists its product as uncharacterized. The record is from RefSeq and is a predicted model, not a curated record. Lineage: Eukaryota; Metazoa; Chordata; Mammalia; Primates; Cebidae.
AUGAACUUCCCUGAUGAGGUGUCAGUUUGGGGGACUGGUUUUAACCUGGAGGGUGGCCAGCCAGCUGGUGCCCACACAACCAGUCCUGGAGCCCCACCGGGCCAUGGCUGUGACCUGGAUUUUGGCAUGCCGCGCAGCAGCAAGGGCGAGAGCAGGUUCACAGAUCCUGAGGGCUUCAGCUUCGAGUCUGAGAGUGAAAUGAUAGAGUAGGGAAGGGUGGUGCUCUUGGGUCAGGGAGGCAGGCCUGACCCGGUCAAUGACCAAGGGGCUGGUGUGGACUACUCCUCCUACCCAGCAGAGGAGCCAGCCGCCAUCGUGCCACCACCCAGCAUCCAGAGACACCCGUCCUUAGAAGUCGCUGCUGACAAAGGGUCUGCCGACAUUUGGACGGACCCGAAGGUUGGUCCUAGCGGGAGAGGCGCACUGGGCCAUAGCCCUGGAAAAUGGCAACAGGUCUCCAUCGGCUCUCUCUACCUCAGUGGUCCUGGGACAGGCCCAGCUUGGGAGAACCUGGAAAGGGGCUCAAAGAGCAGACAGAGUGUCCAAGUGGAUCCCCAGCAGCCCUCCGAGAAAGGCCCCGCCAGGCUGUCUACCCACGAGUCUGAUUCUCAGGGCAAGCCCAGAAGCCCCAAGAAGCCAGCAGACACUUGCAGACUCCCGAGUUUCCACCGCAGGGAGAGCAACCAUCAAGUUCAGGACCCUCUCCUGAUCUCUGCUCCCCACAGACUCACUCCAGCCGUGGAGGGGCCCGCCGUGGGAAAGCUGGACGCGUCUUCCUCGAAGAAAAUGCGGAGCACGGCCUGGGGAAAGGUGGGGGUCAGGCCCAGCUGCUCAGGAGCUGCCGUUACAGGGCCAGUACCCCGGGGCUCUCCAGGAAAGAAGGUGGCCCAGGACAAGAAAUCCCUAGGGGGUGAGCCAAAACGGGCCCCGGAGGGAGCCUUUCCUGCCUGGGGGCAGAGACGUUCAACAAUUCCGCAGGAUCCGGCCAGCUUUCCGCCAGUCUCUGGUGUGGGUCUCCUGGGGAAGUCCGGGAGACCCAAGGAGCUCAAGCACUGCAGCCCUGGGAAGAAAUCUGCGGGAAGAAAAACCAGAGAGUCCCAGGCUGCGGCCAGAGAAGAUAAUGACACGAAUAGAGAUGAGGUCCCAAGGGCCCAACUUCCCACACACAAGCCAGAGGUGAUUUCCCUGUCCAUGCCUCGUGGAGAAUGCAGCAGUGGGGACCCCGCCAUCAGAGCUCCCCAAGUUCCAGGAACCUCACAGCCCUCGGCCUUGAGCGUGAGACGUCUCGUACCCACACCCCGUGAGUCUUGUGGGUUUGACAGGGGUGACCAGCAGCCAUCUGUUCGUCCCUCAAGACCGGAAGGGCAGCAGCAGCCUCCGGGAGCCCCGCACUGUCCUCGGUGCAUCCUGCUACGAAGAGAAAUUGAGGACCUUAGAGACCGACUAGGUAUGACGGAGCCCUGGCUGGGGCAGGGAUGGGCAGCGCUGUCUUUCUGCAGGUGCCGAGGGUGGGGCUGGGGUGCAGGUGCAGGCCGCAUCACAGGGACUGACUUUCCCCUGGGGAAGAGAACCAAGCAGGCCUGGCCCUGGAGCCUUCCGUGCCUUUCCAGCUGGGGUGUGCACAGACAGCAAGGGUCGUCUGAACUCCAUGUACACUUUGUCCAUGAGUCCCAGAGAUCUCCUUCUCUUAGGGCCAUUAGAGAUACCGCAUGUGUUUUCCCUUUAACUGCUGCCUGGUACGGCUUGUGCGGUUUUUGCUUGGUGGCUGUCGUAUCUGUCUUGGAAAUACGUUCUGAACGGUUCUGGGAUGCCCCAACACCUGAGAACCACUUUCCCGCUUAG